This is a messenger RNA of Corticium candelabrum, 1490 nucleotides long. Its product is annotated as thioredoxin domain-containing protein 5-like. NCBI's taxonomy places the organism in Eukaryota, Metazoa, Porifera, Homoscleromorpha, Homosclerophorida, Plakinidae. The coding region runs from base 141 to 1289 and encodes 382 amino acids. Gene Ontology annotation, molecular function: protein disulfide isomerase activity. Gene Ontology annotation, cellular component: endoplasmic reticulum. The record is from RefSeq and is a predicted model, not a curated record. The transcript has 10 exons. Gene Ontology annotation, biological process: protein folding.
UGCGCACAUCAACUCAGAAACCUAUCUACCACCCGUGUGCGACGUCAUCGACCUCUAGAGAUUUUGCUAAUGGUUACGUGACACUCUAACACGUCACGAUUAUCCGGGCGUUUAAGGCGUGUCAGCGCGCGUUACAGCGGAUGUCUGCAGUCGAAAUAGCGACAAUGUCACUGUUUGUAGCUGCAAUAUUUCUUGCCGUUACAGUCUCUUGUUCUUCCUCCUCUCUUUCAGACGAGCUGACGUCGGAAACGUUUCCACAACUCACUAUCAAGUCACCUCACUUCGUCAAGUUUUAUGCUCCAUGGUGUGGCCACUGCCAAAAUUUAAGUCCAGUCUGGGACUCUCUUGCUGAACGGUACAACAAAGAGGAGGCUAAUAUUCGAAUUGCUAAGAUUGACUGUACACAACAUACAUCUGUCUGCUCUGAGCAAGGUGUUUCGAGUUAUCCAACAUUGAAGUUUGUGCAUGGAAGUGCAGAGAAGCAUUAUCAAGGCAAUAGAGAUUUGGAGUCGCUCGCUGCGUUUGUUGAAGAAAUGCUGGACUAUGGAAGUAAACAAGAGGAGAGGACUUUGCAGCCUGAAGUCAUUGAUGGACUUGCAAAGCUAACGGCUGAAACAUUCAAAGCAAGUGUUUCUCGCAGAUAUUAUUUUAUUAAGUUUUACGCUCCUUGGUGUGGCCACUGUCAACGAUUGGCUCCAACAUGGAAUAAGUUGGCCGCCCAUUUCCAGGACGAUGGAGUUGUCAACAUCGGCAAGGUCGACUGCACUAUCGAUAAAGAUCUUUGUGCCGAGAACAACGUGGGCGGUUACCCCACACUCUUCCUAUACCAAGACGGCAAAGUCAUCCAACGAUACACAGGCGGUAGGUCACUGGAGGAGUUGAUUACAUUUGUGAAUGAUAAUCGGCCAGCAGACGAAGAACCAGAAACAGAUAGUACGGAUGAAGAACCACCAUCUCCACUGCCUCCUGUUGUAGACUUGACAUCCGAGACAUUUACUACCACAAUGCAAGACGGUCUUACCUUUGUGAAAUUCUUUGCUCCUUGGUGUGGCCAUUGCAAGCGAUUGGCUCCAGUGUGGGAGCAACUCGGUCAGACAGUGAAGGACAGACAACUUGCCAUUCGCAUCGCCAAGUUGGAUUGCACAGCUCACUCCACGAUUUGUGAAGAGCAUCACGUCCACGGUUAUCCCACGUUGGUUCUCUUUAGUAAUGGUGUCAAAGUGAAGGAGUAUAAAAGCAGUCGUGUCCUGGAAGAUCUCGUCCAGUUUGUAACGGAUAAUAUUGAAUGACGACUGAUUCGAUUGUUAGAUAUCAAUUAUUGUAUACUCUAUGUGUAGUAAGUUGUGGCGUACACGAGAAAUAUAGUGAUGUGUUAGAUACUAGUUGAAAUCAACAUGAUUUAUAAAUCAGUAAAUUGCGUUUUACUAUAUAUUAUUAAGUAGAGAUGUGUAACUGUCUGUAAUAUAACAUACUAUAUAUAAACAAAACAA